AUGGAGGGGAAACGGAUCAUCGACCCCUUCCCCCGGGAGAAGCACAGCCUGCAUGUCAAGAAGCUGCGCGCCCCGCGCGGCAAGGGCGCGGCCGACGUCGUGUUCACAGAGGCGCCCCGCUUCAACAGCCUGCUGCGGCCGAGGGAGUAUGUGACCUGCGACGCGGAGAGCAGGAAGGACCGGUUCUUCGUGUGCAAGUCGGUGCUGGUGGAGGACGGGCCCCUGCAGAAGGCCGCAAAGGGCCACGUGCGCGCCAACCUGUUGUUUGCGAUGCGCGUCAGCCCGGCGCUCGACUCAGAGGGGCGGCCAGGGGCCAGCCACCUGCAGAUGGUCAACUGGCUCGACCUUGGGGCCAACACUGUGCCGCCCCUGGUGUCCAACGCCGUCACGGAACGCUGGUACUUCCCGGGCGUGGUGCGGCGGCUCAACAGGCACCUGCGGGAGCGCGGCCUCGCGCCGCAGCAGCAGGGCGGCGGCGCCGGCGGGGUGGCGGGCGGUGCGAAGAGCUGA
This is a messenger RNA of Monoraphidium neglectum, 510 nucleotides long. RefSeq lists its product as hypothetical. Lineage: Eukaryota; Viridiplantae; Chlorophyta; Chlorophyceae; Sphaeropleales; Selenastraceae. Bases 1 to 510 code for a protein of 169 amino acids. The record is from RefSeq and is a predicted model, not a curated record. The transcript is spliced from 3 exons.